UAUAAACUGGAAAAAUAAACUAAGGGCAGGUCUUCUGCCCUGCUGCUCUUGUUGCACCCAGAUCUGUGUCCCCAGUCUGUGUUCCUGGUUGGGCCUCCACGGUGAUAACUGGCGCCUAUACGUGGUCAAGUUGCAAGCUAGUGAGGAAAGAAAAAAGAAGAAAGAAAAAAAAUCUGCCUUCUACAGCUGCAAAAAGAAGAAACCCACGAUGUUCUCAGAGGAACGAUUGAUGAUGGAACUGCUCCACUCCUUUUUGUUGUCCUGUGACGCUGACUUAACCAGGAAACACGUGAGAGAACAAUUUAGCUGGGGAAAGAAACUUGGAAUUUUUUAUACUGCUGAAAAGGCACUUUAUAUUGGCCCAUGGAGAACCCUGGGAAAAAGCCUUUUCUCUGCCGUCCUUGACGGAAACUCUAAGGCAGGCACUCUUUUACGGGCAUGGACAACAGUCUUCCCACUUCUAAAAGAGGCUGGAGAGGACUUUGAAGUUGAUUCUGGGCUUUCGACAGGAAGCAGGACUGGCUCCCCUGUGAGCUCCGUCGCUUCUGACGAGGAUUGCUCUGAUGCAGGGUUAGAGCCGAUGCAGGAGACCCCCACCCCCGUGUCGGGGGUUGGGCGCGCCCAGCGGGGUUUUUGGAAGGGCGGGAAAGCUUUUUUCGGUCCGCUCCCCGCGCGGUUUGCCGGGCGGGGAGCUGGGGUGCCGAGGGGGCGGAGCGCUCGGCCUCGGGUCCCACGCCGAGCCCGGGGGAUCGUCCGCGCCGCCCCGGGCCGCCGUGCCACGGCGACCCCCCCGCUGCCCGCCACCGCUGCGGGGUCCGCCCUGCAGCUGCUGCGCGGAGCCGCGCCGCCUCGGGCCCCCUGCGGGGAGCCGGGGGGGCCGCCGUGCACGCCGCCCCCGGCGCUGCCGGCGCCGCCCCCUGCCGCCGCCUCCCCGGCCCGCCCCGCCCCGCCGCGACCUGCUCCGCGCAGGAUUCGGCAGGCGAGCCCGGCGGGGACGGCCCCUCCUUGCCCCGUCCCCCCGCCGCGCCAAAUGCUGUGCGCGGGGUCGCCGCCGCCGCCCACCGCGCCGCGCCCCGCCCCACGCGUCCGGUGCCGGUCCGGCGCCGCGGGGGGAGGGCUGGGCGCAACGCUGCCCGCUGCUGCGGGGCCACCCGCGCUGGACAGCCCCCCCGCGCCGCCGCGCGGCCCCGCCGCAUGCCCCCUCCGUUCAGAGGGGACGGGGCCGAGCGCUGGAGCCGCAGAGCUGCUGCCGGCUCUGGCCCCGGCCACCGACCCAUCGGCUGAUGGAACAGGAGCUGAAAGCUGUGGCCGAUCGGCCACGCCUCCCUGCCCAGCGCGACAAUCGCCCCCCCGCUCAGAGAGGAGUCUGAGCGAGUCACUGUCCCCCGCCCACCCCCCCUACGGGGCCGGGUCGGCUGUGGGAGAUGAUAACGGGGCAAAAGCGUUGUCUGAUGUGCACGCUUUCCCUGUCGUGAAAUCGGAUGAGGCUUUUAGUCCGGCAUCCCAGGUGAACCAGGCUGCUGACCUAAGAGAGCUGCUGCCUGAAGAUGCAGCUUUGCCCGAGCCAGUUCAGGGAGCUGUGGACGUGGGUCCACAGCAUCAUAGCCAUGAUGACCCAUCAUGGGCAGUCCCGCUUCCCUUAUCAAGGGACGUGGCAGAAGAUAAUAUAAGCUUCACUGAGGCAAUUCAAUGGAUCAGUGCAGAAUUUGAGAAUCUGAUCUUUCCUUAUGUAAUAAGAGGUCUUGCAACAAUGAUGCUUGAACCUCAACAGGUUUUUACCUUUGAAAGAAAUUGGAAAUUCCUAGCUGGACAAAUGGCUGUCGAAAAUAGCCACCUGCCUCGAGACGAUCCCUUGUUUGGGGUCGGAGUUGACCUACUUAUGGGGAGGAGUCAAUAUGCUUGCCCUGAUGUGCAAGCUGGCCUUUCUUUCAGGGUUUUAGAUUCGUGCAGAUACAUAGGGAUAUCUGCAUUGAUAAAAACCAAGUUAUCCUUCUCCCCAAAGGAAGACUUCUUAGACAUAGCACAGAAGCCAGAGGAAGCUUUUAAUGAAUUUAUAUCGCGUCUGAUGCAUUUUUUAAAGACGAGAGUCAAGGAUAUAACUUUGACAAUGAUAAUUUUGGAGCAAUUAGCAAGAAGCCAUGCUAAUUCUGCUUGCCAGAGGCUCCUGGAAACCAUUCCAGAGACUUCUACUGUCCUGGAGAUGGUCCAGACCUGUGCAGUUCUAAACACCUGUGAUUCUAUGGUGAUGACCCCAACGGCUGCUUCACAGCCGGCAGAAAAGAGGCAGAAUGAUGGACAUGAGACACAGGCAGAUAUUCAGCCUAGUGGAGAACAGGAAAAGGAGGCACAGAAAGUGACUCCCUUGUUUUUCUGCGCACAAGGUGUGGGUUCAGACCAUACUGCAGAAACUUGCAAAGCAGUGGGUCAUGCUGAGCCCACGCCAAGCUCGAAAACUCGGAGGCGAAGAAAAAGACGAAGACGUCAGGGGGACGAAACAGUUUCCCAAGCUCUAGAACAAGAGCAAAAUUCUCUGGCUGGUGUACAGCCAUCAUCUCAAGUGUAGGAAGUGUUGAUGUUGCCACAUAGCUAUGUUCUCUAUCCUCAGGUUCUGGGAUCUUUGCCAUGGAGGUGGCCGCUGAAAGUCUGCUGAGCUGCCUCAGGUGCAUUGGACUGAUCCUGUUUGAUCCUGAAACCUUGUGCACCCUGUGCCACCCUAGUGCCACCCAUCACAGAAGCCUCUUCGAGAUCUGAUUGACAUGGACACGAACUGGCAUCUUCUCUUUUCCUAUAUGGCCUCCAUAGAGACUUUGGAUCCUGUGGAGCUGCUGGACAAGGAUUGACUGAAGCAGUGUGAUGCUGAGAUCCAACGGACUGUUAAUCAUGGACUCAGAGGAAUUGUUUGCUACGGCUCAGUUUUAUGUAUGGUAGCCAUUGUGACCUCUGUGGGGAAAGGGCAUGUUGUUUGGGGGUUGUGGUUUUGGGACAGAACUUUUGGGGUUCAGAAUUUUCAAUUGAGUGGUUAAAUUUUUCUUGGAAUGCUCCUGCCUUUUGCACCGUAUAUUCCCUUGUAUCUUAUAAAAAUUUAAAAAUAUGAGGGUGUUGGUUGAAUUAUGUUAGACUAUGCUCGAGAUAUUUUGAGCAGGUUAUUGCAAGGGGUUCAGGGUGAAAUCCUGGGUAGCAAAGGCAGAAUCAGACCAACAUGUAGCCCUCACACCGUCACCUAAAUGAAGGUCGGUGAACUUUAUACAGGUUUUUUUUUCUUUCUUUUUUCCUGUCAUAGAAUUGUUCAUUUUUCUUUUUUUGUUUUCUUUUUAAUAUACUUAAAAGGGUGAGAUGUUGCCAUGAAUUUUCCUGGUUUGCUAAGCGUUCAUAUUAAAGGAGAAACGUGCAGUUUCUCACGCUGGUGAA
Messenger RNA from Prinia subflava (tawny-flanked prinia), 3408 nucleotides. RefSeq lists its product as uncharacterized. Gene Ontology annotation, biological process: viral process. NCBI's taxonomy places the organism in Eukaryota, Metazoa, Chordata, Aves, Passeriformes, Cisticolidae. Bases 209 to 2563 code for a protein of 784 amino acids. The record is from RefSeq and is a predicted model, not a curated record. The transcript has 2 exons.